Papilio polytes (common Mormon) is the source of this 2962-nucleotide messenger RNA. RefSeq lists its product as uncharacterized. Gene Ontology annotation, molecular function: metallopeptidase activity. NCBI's taxonomy places the organism in Eukaryota, Metazoa, Arthropoda, Insecta, Lepidoptera, Papilionidae. The transcript is spliced from 2 exons. The coding region runs from base 765 to 1502 and encodes 245 amino acids. The record is from RefSeq and is a predicted model, not a curated record.
UAAAAGCUACGUUAUCAGUGAGGCUAUGUUUUUACUAUUUUCUUUUUUAAUUUCACACGGAUUUUCGGGAGCAGUAGCUGGUUAUAAAUAUAUAAAUAAAAAAAUUACGGAUACGACGUUAACCAUAUCUAAAAUCUAAUUUAUUGUACAAUCUAUAGAAAUGAUUAAUUUUCUAUAUUAUACAGAUGGUAGUUUUCGGUUACGAUUGUUUAUCACUUGGGGAGAUAGUACAUGAAGUGAUGCAUAUUUUGGGUUAUUCUCAUGAGCACACCAGACCAGACAGAGAUCAGUUCAUCACUAUUAUGUGGGACAAUAUUAAGCCAGGUACACAUACAAUGAUUUUAAAAUUAAGUAGUUAAUAUACAGAUUGAGAGGUGAUUACCAAUUUUUGAUAAUAAUAUUACAGGUUAUAAAAAAUAUUUUACAACGCGAGCCGACGACCCUCUGUUAACUCUUUCCUACGACUAUGCAAGUGUUCUUCACUACCCUGCACGAGCUUUCUCAAGAAAUGGACAAGCGACAGUUGUAGCUAACGUAUACAUUUUUUAAUGGUUUUUUUAAUUCUUUUAAAAAAAGCAAGUCCCUUAACGCAUAAUUCUUAGCAAUCUUUGUCCACUAAGCCCAAAUCGUGGAAUAUUGAACAAUUAUUAACAAAUAUUGUUAAGUCUUAGUAACUAAAUUAAAUUAAUAGUCUUGUAUUACAGAGUAAUACAAAAAUCGGCCAACGUGACGGACUUAGCGAAACUGAUAUCGAGAAAAUUGGUAUGGUUUACGGUCACGAAUGUGUUGAAAGGAAUAGACAAUAUCUUUUGAAAACAUGCCCGAGCGUUGUAAAAGUUAGCGGCGAAUCAAAAACAGCAAAGCAAGAUGAAAUUGAAAAAUACUUCGAAGACAGACUGUGGCCUUAUGGAAUAAUACAUUAUAAAAUUAGAGAUAAACUAGAAUUCUGUGAGUACUACAUUCCAAACAAUAGAUGGAUGAAAAAACCUUUGGGAAACGUUAAUUUGAAUUACUAUAAUAUUACAGCUGUCGAAGAAAGAGAAAACAUCAAAGCAGUUGUUCGUCAUAUAGAAAAAGAAACAUGCAUACAGUUCCGAGAGCUUCAAGAUGAUGAAGCUAAACAAACUACAGCAGCAAAUCAAAAUAAUGCAGAUACUGCAAACGAUAAUACCAGCUCUAUAAUGUACAAUUUGAGACCUACACCUGAAAUAAGCGACAACGAAAUUAAAGACAAUGAGGAAACAGCAACAAAACUAAUAAAUACCAUAGCAGAUGGAAUGGAACAUCUAACGUCCAUGAUAACAGAACCGGGCGAUAUAGUAAUUGAAGACAGUACCUUGCCUACAUCUAGACGACAUGCAGCUAACGUUUUGACAUUAUUACGAUCAUCUGAACCUGGUUGUCAUUGUCCGUCACCGGGGAGGCCAAAUGGCAAUAAAGUAUUGAUAAACAUUUACUUAAUGCAAAUAUCGUUAGUUGUAAAAAGUUUAUUGCAGAAGUAACUUACAAAAGAAGUUAACUUUAUCUCGAUUAGGUAACAUUGUGAUGUAAUUUGCACAUAUAUGCGAAGAAAUUCAAAGAUAUGUGUGAAGACAACCCGCACACAACCAACGUGGUAAAAGGUCUAAUCUCUAUAAGUUAUUAAUGGGGACGUGUAGUGAGCUGACAAUGAUGAAAUUAUAAAACUAAACGAAUGCUAAUACUUGACAAACAUUUGCAGGAUUUGGUAAUCAACGCAGACUGUUUUAAUUCAGUUAACGAGCUCCUUCAUCUGUUCGUCCACGUGUUAGGAUUAGACCACCAACACAAUAUGCACGAUCGAGACUCAUUCAUACACAUUGUUUGGAGUAAUCUGACUGAAGGUAAAUUUAAGACAGUCGAUUUGAAACCUUAAUGUGUCAGUCAGGUAAAAGAAUCACUAAUGGCCGGUUUCCCAACUACAUUUAACCACUCGUUAGUGUUUGUAUUUCGAUAACUUCAUGAAAUGCGUUUCGAAACUACGUAACUUGAGUUAUACUCCAUUGAAACUUAGGUCAACCUAACGCUAAUGAAUCACUACGUAACGAUAAAAUAAAAACUUCGAAAACCCAGCAUUAACUUAAAUUAACUUACUAUAGUUAUAUUAUAGAACAAAACUUUUUUUAGAAAUAGAACAAGAAAUGCAGCAAAAGCUACCUCCUGCCGCCGCCGCGGGUUUCCCCUACGACUACUUAAGCGUGAUGCAUUACCCUUGGCUGCACAUUAAAAAUGGUGUCACCAGUAUUAUGUAUCCGAUUUGGGUAAGCAUAAACCUUCAAAAUCGGUAAAGAUUCAAGUUAGUGGUGCUUCGGCUCUUAAAAUGUUAUAUGUAAAAAGGCCACAAGAAGAUUUGUGAUAGCUAAUAUUGCCUGAUCUAUUGUGCUUAGGUUAAUUCUGGUACUUUUUAAACUAACUUUAUCAAGUCAAAGCACAAAUUAAGAUAUUUCCCUGUACCAAGAACUACUACUUAAACACUUUAAACGAGUACUGGUCCUUCGAGUUCCCUUUAAAUUUUAAAAAUCACGGCAUUGACAUAGUCAAUAUUACAAUUAAACUUUCAUUUACAGAAUGACGGUUGGUCAAUGGGGCAUUGGCAAGGUUUGAGCGCAACGGAUGUGCGGAAACUAAAUCUCAUAUACGCUGCGCAAUGCUCUCAGCGUAAAGAAUUGGAAAACGAAGGUGAUGAUGAUGACAGAUAAAUAAAUUUGUUAAUCACAUUUUUUUUUAAUAUUGUUCAUCCUCUUUACACGAACUGCGUAUUAAUUUGCCAGUCUAUAAUAAGGUUCCAAUAGGAAUACCCUAAUAAGGGUAGUAAUUGAAACUUUGAACCUUUUGUAAAACUAUCUGUUACUCGCGUCGUCGUCCGCGCGGAAGUAAAAUUUGUGAUUCGCGAAAGAAUUUUUGAAAUCAGCCCUGAACUUAUGAGUUAUUUCAAUACAUGCAA